AUGAACAAUGGAUCAGUAAAGGAUAUAUUAAAGGAUAAGAAAAAGGUUCGAUUUGUGGCUGAAAGUGCAUUCAAAUAGGUGGAUAAAGAUGGAAGCGGUUACCUUGAAAGACCAGAAUUGGAAGAGGUUAUGAAUAAUGUAGCAGCUGAUUUAGGAGUUGAACCACCCACAAGUGAAGAAAUUGAUGAAGUUUUAAAAGAAUUGGAUGAUAACGGAGAUGGAAAAUUAUCAAUUGAUGAGUUCUAAGUACUCAUAGAGUAAGUUCUUGAAAUGAUGGCAAAGGUCGAAGGAUGAAAUGAAUAAUAUGCAUAUAUCUUAUUAUUUUAUGGUCCAAAUAAUAAUAUCAAAAAUAUACAUUAAGAAAAAA
Molecule: messenger RNA, 367 nt
Organism: Paramecium tetraurelia
Lineage: Eukaryota; Ciliophora; Oligohymenophorea; Peniculida; Parameciidae
Exons: 3
Molecular function (GO): calcium ion binding; enzyme regulator activity
Source: RefSeq, a predicted model, not a curated record